Amorphotheca resinae ATCC 22711 is the source of this 1209-nucleotide messenger RNA. RefSeq lists its product as hypothetical. Bases 239 to 859 code for a protein of 206 amino acids. The record is from RefSeq and is a predicted model, not a curated record. NCBI's taxonomy places the organism in Eukaryota, Fungi, Ascomycota, Leotiomycetes, Helotiales, Amorphothecaceae. The transcript has a single exon.
AGAAGGCUGACUAGUCGAUGGUACCUGGCUGAGGAAAUCGAGAGGAAGAAGCUCGAAAUCAGGACGAAGCUCCGCUUUGCGCCCAUGGCCGCCAUCGAGUGGCCGCCUCCCGCGCCUGAGAUGGAGGAGCAGCUACACGUCGUUUCCGAGGACGAUUAAUGCGUCUUCGAAAUGCGUCUUCGAAUCUUCAAGGGAGAGAAGUAAAGUGGAGAAGCAGAUAUCCAGGUCUCCUGGAUGGAUGAAGACAGACACCAAGCACGAAAUUACGAAUAUCACGAGAGAACGGCAUUGCAGCGCACUGUAUUUGGCAUACGCAUCAGGCAUGGGGUGCCCACACGCGCAUCGCAUGGCAUGGAAUGGAAUAUACCCAACCGCAACAUUAUUAUUAUUUAAUAUAGGAUGGUCUCACGACGUUAGGAUACAUACCUUACAUACCGACCGGACGGACGGACAUCUUUCCCCUUUUCUUUUCUUUUCUCUUCGUCUCUUUCUUGCUAUCCCUGCAUCUAUGUAUCUGCCAGAGCUCGGCCAUCAUAGCACGCACCAUCUCCUGUUUCCAUCUCAAAUCAAACCUAAGAGAUGGAUGCAUGCAUAUCCGGAACGCUCUCAUGAAGAACCCUUCCUUCCUACUCUGCAUCUAUCUAUUAUAUCACACACAUCAUCAUCAUCCCUCCUAUCGAGCGAGCGAGCGAGCAUAUUAGAGCAGCAUAGCUGCCGGUUUUUUGAGCGUCUGCAUAUCUAUACAUAUAUACCCCCGUGUGUCAGUGAGUUGAGUCGGGAUGAGAUAGGAGGCAAGACAGAUAUCUUGAACCGCAUUUUUUUAUUCUUUUUUUGGAACAAUUUUAAAUUAAGUACAUAGCUAUCUAUACCCACUUUACUGUAUGUAUGUAUGUAUGUAGACUCUUAAUACACGAUACCCAAUCUUUUCUGUGUAUUUAUUUUGUGCGGUUCGAUCGAUAAUCGAUUUAUUUACUUAUUAGAUAGAUCUCUUGAUACUUGCAGUCAGGUCUUGUUGUGAAUGCAGAAUUUUGAAUGAAUAAUAACAAGCUAGAUAGCUUUUACUUGCAAAGAUGCUAAUAAUGACUUGCCGGGUUGUAUAAUAUAGAUAUUAGUCCUCAUUCAUCUUUAUGAGUGGUGCGCGUCCUGCGAGCAAGCCGUAGUGAGGAGAGGAGAGGAGAAGGAGGUGGAUCGAAGCUGAGAAUUGUCUAC